AUGGCUAUGCCAAGCAAGCGCCGCAACUUCUCUGACGAAGAUGACAUAAUGCUUCUUCGUCAGGUGUCCCUAGAGAUGCCAUUUGAGGCACGGCGUGGUCUUGUCGUGGAACGUUGGAACGCCGUUGCUUCCGCCCUUCGCGAGUCCGACGAGUUCAGCCGCCUCGAGAUCGACGCAAAACGAGCUUGCAACCAAAUCAUGCUUCUACUGGAUGCGCAUCGAAAGCACGACAAGGAGUCUGCGCUUGCACCUGGCGUGGACGAGGAUGAGAACGAAAAGAUCGUGCUGCUGGACGAUUUGCUCGCUGCAUACGACGACGCCAAGAGGGCUGACUUGCGCCGUGCGGACGAGAGUCGAGAGGCCGCCAAUCACGCAGAGAUGAUGGGAAGUCUUGUACGUGCAGAAGCCAUGGAGCCACUCGACCAGCGAAAGCGCAAGAAAGAUGAUGAUGACGCAAGCUCAGGAGGUGGUAAAUUUAUGAAAAUUAUCGCGCUGAUGCAAGAACAAGUCAAGGCUGAUUUGGAUUCAAAGCGAAAAAUUAGAGAAGGUGCGUGA
This is a messenger RNA of Aphanomyces invadans, 555 nucleotides long. RefSeq lists its product as hypothetical. The record is from RefSeq and is a predicted model, not a curated record. The coding region runs from base 1 to 555 and encodes 184 amino acids. NCBI's taxonomy places the organism in Eukaryota, Oomycota, Saprolegniomycetes, Saprolegniales, Verrucalvaceae. The transcript has a single exon.